Molecule: messenger RNA, 537 nt
Organism: Lolium rigidum
Lineage: Eukaryota; Viridiplantae; Streptophyta; Magnoliopsida; Poales; Poaceae
Product: protein SPEAR3-like
Exons: 2
Coding region: 1-537 (178 amino acids)
Molecular function (GO): DNA-binding transcription factor activity
Source: RefSeq, a predicted model, not a curated record
AUGGGGAGCAGCAGCAUCGACGGUGCCGGCGAGAUGUGUAUGGAAGCUGGCGGCAGGGUGGGGAGGCGCGGCGGGAAGAAGGCGGCGGAGCAGAAGGCCGCCAAGCAGCCGCAGCGCGGGCUCGGCGUCGCGCAGCUCGAGAAGAUCCGGAUGCAGAACCAGAUGAUCGCUGCAUACCGCUCCGGCAUGCCUCCGUCGCCGCCGACACACCAGCAGCAUCAGGUGCCGUUCCCCGCCGCCGUCCCGACGGCGGGCCACGCGUCUUUCCAGCCAUAUCUAACUGGCUGCUUCGACGCGAUGGACCGGAGGAUCGCAGACGCGCAGUACAGCCAGUACUGCGCGGAGAACCUGCUGCCGUACGGCUCCAGCCGGCCGCCGGCGACGUCGCCGCUCUUCGUCGUUCAUGACUCGCCGCCGUCGAGCCACAGGCAGCAGCAACCACCGCAGUACCACAACUGGAUGCGAACCAGCCACGAGUCCAGCGGCCGGGGCAAUGCCGGAGGCACGGAAGAGCUAGAUUUGGAGCUGCGGUUGUAG